CGGCCCCUCGGCGCUGCCGCCAGACGGCGGCGGGCCCGGCUCGGCGCUGCUGGGAGCGCAUCCCGCCCGCUCCGCUCCGCUCCGCCCCGGCACCGCGGCCAUGACCGACAACAUCCCGCUGCAGCCCGUCCGCCAGAAGAAGCGCAUGGACAGCAAGCACCGCGGCGGGUGUUGUGAGUGCUUAAGAUGCUGUGGGAGGAGAGACCCGAGGCCUCGCACUGUUUGGCUUGGCCACCCCGAGAAGAGAGACCAGAGAUACCCUCGCAAUGUGAUCAACAAUCAGAAAUACAACUUUUUCACAUUUCUCCCUGGGGUAUUGUUUAACCAGUUCAAAUACUUCUUCAACCUUUAUUUCUUGCUUUUGGCCUGCUCUCAGUUCGUCGUUGAGAUGAGGCUUGGUGCACUUUACACGUACUGGGUUCCUCUGGGGUUUGUGCUGGCUGUGACGGUGAUCCGGGAGGCGGCGGAGGAGAUCCGAUGUUACAUGCGGGACAAGGAAGUGAACUCGCAGAUCUACAGCAAGCUCACAGCCAGAGGGACUGUGAAGGUGAAGAGCUCUAAUAUACAAGUGGGUGACCUCAUCAUUGUUGAAAAGAACCAGCGGGUCCCUGCUGACAUGAUCUUCCUGAGGACGUCAGAGAAGAAUGGGUCCUGCUUCCUUCGCACCGACCAGCUGGAUGGGGAGACAGACUGGAAACUGCGGCUGCCCGUCACCUGCACCCAGAGACUGCCGACUGCUUCUGACCUGCUGCAAAUCCGAUCCUAUGUAUAUGCAGAGGAGCCCAAUAUUGACAUCCACAACUUCGUGGGCACCUUCACAAGGGAGGACAGUGACCCUCCAGUAAAUGAAAGUUUGAGCAUAGAAAACACCCUGUGGGCCAGCACAGUGAUUGCAUCAGGUACUGUGGUGGGAGUUGUCCUCUACACUGGAAGGGAACUGCGCAGUGUGAUGAAUACUUCAAACCCAAGAAGUAAGAUUGGUCUCUUUGAUUUGGAGGUGAAUUGUCUCACCAAGAUCCUGUUUGGGGCUCUCGUGGUGGUCUCCCUGGUCAUGGUGGCCCUCCAGCAUUUCGCUGGCCGUUGGUAUCUUCAGAUCAUAAGGUUUCUCCUCCUGUUCUCAAACAUCAUUCCCAUUAGUUUACGUGUGAAUCUGGACAUGGGGAAAAUUGUCUACAGCUGGGUGAUCCGCCGAGAUUCCAAAAUCCCUGGCACUGUGGUUCGAUCCAGCACUAUUCCUGAGCAGUUGGGCAGGAUAUCCUAUUUGCUUACAGACAAAACAGGAACUCUGACACAGAACGAGAUGGUCUUCAAGAGACUGCACCUGGGGACGGUGGCGUACGGGCUGGACUCCAUGGAUGAAGUGCAGAGCCACAUAUUCAGCAUAUACACCCAGCAAUCCCAGGACCCCCCUGCAGUGAAGGGCCUCACCUUGGCCACGAAGGUGCGUAAGACGAUGAGCAGCCGCGUGCACGAGGCGGUGAAGGCCAUCGCCCUGUGCCACAACGUGACCCCCGUGUACGAGUCCAACGGGGUCACGGACCAGGCAGAGGCUGAGAGACACUACGAGGACUCCUGCAGGGUGUACCAGGCCUCCAGCCCUGAUGAGGUGGCCCUGGUACAGUGGACUGAGAGCGUGGGCUUGACGCUGGUGGGCAGAGACCAGUCCUCCGUGCAGCUGAGGACCCCGGGCGGCCACAUCCUGAACUUCACCAUCCUCCAGAUCUUCCCCUUCACCUACGAGAGCAAGCGCAUGGGCAUCAUCGUCCGGGAUGAAUCUACAGGAGAGAUCACCUUCUAUAUGAAGGGGGCGGAUGUGGUGAUGGCUGGAAUUGUGCAGUACAACGACUGGCUGGAAGAGGAGUGUGGUAACAUGGCUCGGGAAGGCCUGAGGGUUCUUGUCGUAGCCAAGAAGUCUCUGACAGAAGAGCAGUAUCAGGACUUUGAAGCCAGGUACAUCCAGGCAAAGCUGAGCGUGCACGACCGAUCCCUGAAGGUGGCCACGGUCAUCGAGAGCCUGGAGAUGGAGAUGGAGCUGCUGUGUCUCACCGGGGUGGAGGAUCAGCUGCAGGCCGAUGUCAGACCCACGCUGGAGACGCUGAGAAAUGCUGGCAUUAAGGUGUGGAUGCUGACAGGGGAUAAGUUAGAGACAGCCACGUGUACAGCCAAGAACGCACAUUUGGUGACACGGACACAGGACAUCCAUAUAUUCAGACUAGUGACCAACCGUGGGGAAGCCCACCUGGAGCUGAACGCCUUCCGCAGGAAACACGACUGCGCCCUCGUGAUCUCAGGGGACUCCCUGGAGGUGUGUCUGAAGUACUACGAGUACGAGUUCAUGGAGCUGGCGUGCCAGUGCCCCGCCGUCGUGUGCUGCCGCUGCGCCCCGACACAGAAAGCCCAGAUCGUGCGGCUGCUCCAGGAGAGGACUGGAAAACUCACCUGUGCAGUAGGUGAUGGAGGGAAUGAUGUUAGCAUGAUUCAGGAGGCUGACUGUGGCGUUGGAGUUGAAGGAAAGGAAGGAAAGCAGGCAUCACUCGCAGCCGAUUUCUCCAUCACUCAGUUUAAACAUCUGGGUCGUUUGCUGAUGGUGCACGGAAGGAACAGCUACAAGAGGUCUGCAGCCCUCAGUCAGUUUGUGAUCCACAGGAGCCUGUGCAUCAGCACAAUGCAGGCUGUUUUCUCAUCAGUAUUUUACUUUGCUUCGGUUCCUCUCUACCAAGGCUUCCUCAUCAUUGGGUACUCCACAAUUUACACAAUGUUUCCAGUGUUUUCUCUUGUCCUGGACAAGGAUGUUAAAUCUGAAGUUGCAAUGUUGUACCCAGAGCUCUACAAAGAUCUUCUUAAGGGACGACCGUUGUCAUACAAAACGUUUUUAAUAUGGGUAUUAAUAAGCAUCUAUCAAGGUAGCAUCAUCAUGUAUGGAGCACUGCUCCUCUUUGAAUCCGAGUUUGUCCACAUUGUUGCCAUUUCCUUCACGUCCUUGAUCCUCACCGAGUUACUGAUGGUGGCCCUGACGAUCCAGACGUGGCACUGGCUCAUGAUAGUGGCUGAGCUGCUCAGUCUCUCCUGCUACAUUGCUUCCCUGGUCUUCUUACACGAGUUUAUUGAUGUUUACUUCAUUGCGACUUUGUCGUUCUUGUGGAAGGUCACCGUCAUCACUCUGGUGAGCUGCCUUCCCCUCUACGUCCUCAAGUACCUGAGGCGAAGGUUUUCUCCCCCAAGCUACUCGAAGCUCACGUCCUAGGGCUGCUCUCCCUGCACACCAGAGACAGACAUUGCCCAUGGCUGAGAGACAAAACCCUGUAGUUGUUCCUAUAACGAGCACAUCCGAUAUUUGCAUCUGGAUCGUGUGGUGAUCUCUGUUACCUGCUGCUUUAUUGAAAAAGACUCCACAACUGCCGCCAACAGAAAGCUGACAAUAAAAGGGAGUGUUCUGAGAGUGGAGGCACUUGUUAGUUCAUCCAGUUCUUGUCACUUUUGUUCCACUUAGCUGGGGUCAAAUGCAUGUAACUGAGAUGGCGAUGGGUUUCUCUUGCAUGGUUAAAAAGUCUGUGAAAGCUGCUACCUGACCUUGGGAUUUACAUUUGACAAUUUUUAAGUGACUUUUUUUUAAAGUGUCUGUGCUGUUCUUUGCAUUGUGUUAUGUUGUUUUAUAUUGUUUGUCUUUUUCAUUUAAGCAGUUACAUUCUUCUUACAUCUUGGAAAUCCCUUAAUGUAGGUGAUGCACUGUACUGCUGACAGCUGAUCCCUGAUUUAUGGCAUGCUGUUUCCAGAACGGGGCUCCAGCAUGUCGGAUCUACACACACAUGAGAAUCUGAGCCUGGUUGAGAUUUUCCUUCAGUUGAAAUGUGGUCACCCCAGUGAUUUUGGAGGUAUCCAACCAUUGAUAAAUGAUAGUCCAAAAUGAGGAAACUCAGUUCUGUUUAGCUUUUGUGCUUCCUGUUAAAAGGAGCUGGUGACAUAAUAGCUUUACUCUGUAUUUAUUUGUGUAGGAGAAAAUUAUCUAAACUAAAGCAAAUCCUCUCUGGAACAGAAAUUUGCAGUUGAUCAUACUUGAAAUGUGUCGACAACGUGAAAAGAGACUCGUACUGUUCUGCAGACAAUGUGGCAGACGUGUCUUGAAUCCCUGGAGACUGAAAGGAGAGGUCACAGAGCUGCUACUCCUCACAGCUACACAAAAUCUGUUUCCUGUUAGGGUGAAACUGUGAGGAUGAGCUGCAAAUAAGCUGAGGCACUUCUAGGUGGAUGUUGUUAAUGACACACUCCCUGCAGAGAGGCAGCUUUUGGAACCCUGCACUUGCUUUGCUCUGAAACUUGAAUCACAGGAGUGGGUUCAUGCAAAGGCGUUGGGCUCGUGUGCAGAGCAAAUUCAUGUAUUUUUAAUUUUCAAAAAUUAAACUCAAUGGGUUCUGGUGUUAUGAUUAACUUUGGCCCACAUUAUAAUACCAUGAGGAGAGCAACACAUGCUCAGGCUUCUCAGGAGAAGGACAGAGGGUUACAAGAACCUUUUAGGGUUGUGUUUAUGCAUCAAACAUGGAUGAGCUUUUAGUGGCAUCCAUCCUCAUCUAAAGGCUGUUUAGUCUGGGCUAAAUUAGUUGCUUGCUGUCUUGUUCCCACAUCAUAAAAGCCAUGGUUGGAGCUGGCACUGCUUGGCGCCGUUGGGAGUUGGCUGCAUAGGAGAGGCAGAGCCCAGAGCUGAGCUCCCUUCUCCAAUCUCAAGGCACAGCCCAGAGGUCUCACUUCUCCAGUCACAAGGAAACCCUUCCAGGUCAGGGCCACCGUGUUGCUGUGCCAUGUUGAACCUCUUUAAAGGGCUGCCAGCUUCUGCUGCCAUUGCUACAGGCAUUCACUGUCUCAAGCUGCACAGUGCUGCAUUAAAAGGUCUGAUGUGAAAAUUGGUGGAAAAUGGGAAUGUUGUUCUAAAAGAGUCUGUGUUGGCCCAUUGUGGUGGUGUCUCGAAUUUUCAGAUCUAAGAUAGCUGUGGCUUGUGUGGCUGACGUGUGGCAGUUGCUCCAGGGAAUGUUUUGCACAACCUGAGCUGCCUUCCUUGCUCUUAGUUCCUGUGAAUAAAUAUCAAAGGGGAGGGGAAGCAAGUUCCAGAAGUUUUAGAGAGAAAUUGGAUGUGCUUUGUAGUGCACGUGGCUUGGGUUGAGAGGAAAGUGCAAGUCUGUAUGAGUUUGUUGUUUCAUGUGGGGAAACCCUCUUGAUUUAGAAAAUUAGGUUUCAAAAUCCUUCAGGAAUAAGGACAGAGAACACUUUUAACUCACUGAUUUUUCUUGUGUGCCAGUCUUCCAGUUAGGCUCUGGUCUGAAGUCCUUAUAGAUAGCAACUUCAGAAACACCCAGCUGGCCAAGGACAGCUAAUUCUUGGUAUUCACCUUCUCAUAAUAUUUUGAAAAUUUGCCUUUUUCCAUCUCUUCUGAUAUUUUUCCCCUAAAAGUAGUAAUAGUAUACAUUUCUACUUAUUUGAUUCUCAAGUUCAUGUUGAGAAAAGCCCUGGAAGUCCAGUAUUCCCAGUGAUUUGUGUUGUGGAGGAAAAGCCUUUUGUGAAUUAUGUCACUUGCCAAAAAGAUCCUUAACAUUGUCUUUAUCAUGACAUGCUACAGCUCCUGGGUAAUGUCAGCCCUGCUGCUGUUCUGGAGUCCUCAGGCAGCAUUUCAUAGAAUCACAAAAUCACACAAUGCUUUGGGCUGGGAGGGACCUUAAAGCUCAUCCAGUUCCACCCCCUGCCAUGGGCAGGGACACCUUCCACUAGCCCAGGUUGCUCCAAGCCCCGUCCAACCUGACCUUGGACACUUCCAGGGAUGGGGCAGCCACAGCUUCUCUGGGCAACCUGUGCCAGGGCCUCCCCACCCUCACAGACAACAAUUUCUUCCUAAUAUCCAGACAAAUUUAAGUAGGUUUAAGUACAAGAACGAAGGAUUUCUUUUGGCCUGAUUUUGUGACUGAGCAGUCCAGUCCCUCUGGCUGUUGGUGAACACCCUCAGCACCCGUCCGUGUCGAGCCCAGUCCCUUCUCAUGUGUGUUAGUGGUUAAAUGUCCUGCAGCAACAACAGUGCCAUGCUACUGUGUAAAUAUUUGAGAUGUGUAUAUGGUAGAAUUCACUGUUUCCUGAAGUCAAUACAGUUUACACUGAGUGGACCAUAUUUGCAAACUAUUAGCUCACACCAAGAAAGGGAGUGAACUGUGAUUUCAUUUAUAUUUAUUGAAUCAUAACUUUAAUAACACACAUUUAGUGGAAUUGAUAAUGAUCCAUAGCUGUAUUUUGGGGUGCAGAUUAUGUUCCUUUGCAGCUAGUGUUUUUGCACAAGAUUGUAAAUCCAGGAAGUAAUUGCUGUCUGGAUACACACUGAAUUUUUAAAAGCAAUCAGAAAACUAAAACUGCCAUCUAACAAACAGCAGGAAAGAGGAAUGCUUCUAUUUUUCAAGUUUAGCACUUUAUGUUUGCAAUCUAUUUCUCUUAAGUUAUUUAAAAAAUGUUUUUAAAAGUAAAGUUUAAUACGUAUGUUCAUAUUUACUGUACAUUGGAAUAAAUUGAUUCUCUGCUGGAAAUUUAAUCUUUUCCUCUAGUAGGCUCAUAAUUUGUACUUUUUGGGAGUGAAGCAUUGUUUUCUUCUGUAUAGUAUCUGUUCUGUAGCCUUAGUGUUCUUACUAUUCCUUUAUUUGUCUGGUUUAUGUACUGUAGCAGUUCAUAUCUAACUUUUGUGCUUUGGGACUGUGCUCCAGGUGAUGCUGUAGGGUUGGGUGUGUGUCUCACCAUCUGCUCCUGCUUCCCACGGCUCCAGGUGAUGCUGUAGGGUUGGGUGUGUGUCCCACCUUGUGCUCUGUGCUGAGCUGCUGUGGUGGUGAGUUAAUGUGUAGGUUUUGUGACACAAACUGUUCUCUCCUUGCUUUUCUGCAAUAAUUCCACAGGUGUCACAACCCUCUUCAUCCCUUUUUUUCCCCUUUGUCUCUGGAUGUGUUUCCUCCAUAGAGCUGGUCCUGUUCCUCUGUGCAGACAUUCAUUUCGCUCAGCUCAUGGUGCAGUGGAAAUGCAACGUUCUUUGUUCAACAGCAGCAGCUUAAAUCUGUGCAGGCUCUUAUCAGAACUGGGCUGAGGAGCGAUGAGUGACAUCCCUGGUGUCCCCUUGGGGUUGAGAACGGUGUGCUGAGAGCUAUAGCUGUGGUGGGGCCAAACUGAGCAGCACCAAGAGUGUUUCUCUGUGGUCUCCUGAGCUCUCACAGUGAAACGCUGGGACAGCCUCUCUCGUCCUCUGUAGCUGCUGGAGGGAGUUUUGCUGUAGUUGAGCUGGGUUUGUCAGGGAGCCCCAGAGAGCCAGGGGUGUGAAUCCCUAAAGCUGCUCUUUUGGCUUUAUCUGUUGAAGAAAGCUGCUGCAGCCUCUGAUGCAUCAUAAAUCCUUGCUUUGCAAAGUAGUGCCCUGAACCAGGGAUGUGAGCUCACCGUCCCGAGGUCUGUGCAGGGAAUGUUCCCGUGGGAUUGGGUUCAUCUCCACAAUUGCUGGGGCCAGUCCAGUGCCCACUUCAGCGUGAGCUGGAUGGGCUCUUUUAUUUAUUAUUAGUUAUUUAUAAGUAUUAUACUUAUUAUAUACUUAUUUCAUAAGUAUUAAACUAUGAUUUGCAUGAGAUCCUGGGUUUCACAGCUUUGCCAAUAUGGUCCAUUACUACUGCCUACAACAACUUGUGUACUUAUAUGCCUUUGAGAACAUUUUUAAUUGUUAAAAUUGUUUAAAAAAUCAAUGUUAAGUUAAUUUAAUUUUUAAUGGGGAAAUGGAUUCUGGUGUCAAAAUGGUAUUUACUGUGAUGCCGAUGUUUUGUACCUGUCAUCUAGUUAAACAACGUGUAAAUACUCUUGAGUCAAGAGAAAUAUGAAUGCCAAUUAUUUAUUGUUCUGUGGAGUUAUAUGUUGCAGAUGUGUAAGAACUUAAAAGGGAAUGUUGUAAAACAAGGUGGAAAAAUAAAUUUUAUGCAACUUCUUUACUUCA
Messenger RNA from Myiozetetes cayanensis, 7981 nucleotides. It is a transcript of the gene ATP9A, whose product is annotated as ATPase phospholipid transporting 9A (putative). The record is from RefSeq and is a predicted model, not a curated record. The transcript has 28 exons. Gene Ontology annotation, biological process: phospholipid translocation; endocytosis; retrograde vesicle-mediated transport, Golgi to endoplasmic reticulum. Gene Ontology annotation, cellular component: trans-Golgi network; plasma membrane; endosome. Gene Ontology annotation, molecular function: ATPase-coupled intramembrane lipid carrier activity; ATP hydrolysis activity; ATP binding. The coding region runs from base 101 to 3244 and encodes 1047 amino acids. Lineage: Eukaryota; Metazoa; Chordata; Aves; Passeriformes; Tyrannidae.